AUGUAAACAUCAAAUAAGAAAUAAGCAAUCCAUUAUAAAUAAUUGGCAAAGGUUUAUAAGCAAUGUGCAGAGACAUAAAAAUUUAUAGAUGAAUUUGAAAAGAAAAACAAGGUUCAUGUUGAUAAAUUUGUUCCACUUGAUUAUUUAGAACUUCCUACUAAGAUUCCAAAUAUUAUUUCAAUAUCUUUAAAAAACAAAAAGAGAUUUGCUUUGGAGAAUAUUAUAAAAGAUGGAGGUUAAAAAUCAUCGAAAAAAAGUAGUAAUUCUAAAAGCAAAUAAAAGGAGAAAGAACCAUAAGUGGUUAAUACUGAAUGA
Molecule: messenger RNA, 315 nt
Organism: Paramecium pentaurelia
Lineage: Eukaryota; Ciliophora; Oligohymenophorea; Peniculida; Parameciidae
Source: the annotation of a GenBank genome assembly